Molecule: messenger RNA, 1752 nt
Organism: Penicillium digitatum Pd1
Lineage: Eukaryota; Fungi; Ascomycota; Eurotiomycetes; Eurotiales; Aspergillaceae
Product: PARP-type zinc finger-containing protein
Molecular function (GO): zinc ion binding; DNA binding
Source: RefSeq, a predicted model, not a curated record
AUGCCAUACCGUUUUGAGAUUGCUGCACAAGGCCGUGCUGGCUGCAAAGCCCCCGAUUGUCUCAAAGAGAAGCUCAAGAUCGUCAAGGGUGAACUCCGUGUCGGUACCUGGAUGGAUGGUAAGUCCUUCCAGGCCUGGUAUUGGCGCCACUGGGGUUGCUUCACCCCGAAGCAAAUUGCCAACCUCAAGAAUGAAAUCACCGGGCUGUCUGUUGAGCCUGAUUUCUCUCGUAUUGAUGGCUUUGAUGAGAUCAGCGAGGAGGUCCAGGAGAAGAUUCGCAAGGCCAUCGAAGAGGGUCAUGUCGAAGAUGACGAAUGGCGAGGUGAAGUUGAAUACAACCGCCCUGGACAUGUCGGCAUGCGCAAGAAGACUCGCAAGGCCAAGGCCAAGGCCGAUGAGUCCGAGGAAGCUGAGCAGUCCUCUGCCGCCAAGAAGCAUGAGCUGACCGACUCCGAGAAUGUGGAUGAGGAACCAGCCAAGAAGAAGCAAAUCCGUGGCACGAAAGUUGCCGACGAUGAUGAUGAUGCAAUUGCGGGUGCCGCCGUUGCCGACACUGAGUCCAAGAAGCCCAAGAAGCGUGGUCCUCGCGCCAAGAAAAUGCCUGAAGACCAAGCUGCCGCCCAACCUGAUGUCAAGAUCGAGCGUAAAAAGCCUGGCCGUCCCCCACGGAAGGUUUCUGAAGAUGAAGGCGCCGAGGCUGACACUGAGAUGACCACCGAGCCCAAGAAGCGUGAUACCCGUGGCAAGAAGAUCACUAAAGAUAAAAGUACCUCUGCCAAUGUCAAACCCAAGAAGGAAGCCACCAAGCAUGAAGCCACCAAGCAUGCCACUCGUGGUAAGAACGUCACUACCUCCGCUGUCAACAAGGAGUCUGAAGAGGUCGAUCCUACAAUUGAGGAUCAGCCAACCAAGAAGGCGCCCGCAACCCGUGCAACACGUGGAAAAAAGGUUGGGAAGAAGGAUGUUUCCCUCGCCGCCAAUGACGCUUCAUCUAUCGAUAACGAGACUGCUGUUGUAAUCAAACCCAAGAAGCGUGCCACUCGUGCAACUCGUGGCAAGAAUGAUGUGAACACCGAUGUUUCUCCCGUCAAGAAGGGUGUCUCCUCUGCCGACAACGAGACUGGCCCCGCCAGUGGCGAAACCAAGAAGUCUAUCCCUCGUGUCAAGGCUGUCAAUGUCACAAACGCCAAAAAUGGCGUGAAUACCGCUAAGGAUGACCACUCUGAUGAACCGACUGAGAAACCCAAGGGCACUCGUGGUGCCAACAACAAGACUAACGCCAACAAUGCUAUCUCUGAAAAUAAGCCCGCUGCCGAUAAAGUUGCUGAAACACCUGACGCUACCAAGGAGAAGCCCAAGGCCAAUGGCACCGAUGCUGCCAACGAUAAGCACGCCAAUGAACCAAUUGAGAAGCCCAAGCGCACGCGCGGAGCCAGCAACAAGACUAUCGUCGACAGUGCUACUUCUGAGAACAAGCCCAAGCCAACUCGCAGCCGCAAGCCAGCAGCCGCGAAGGUCACCAAUGAGUCCGCUGACCAGGCUGACAAGGAGCCUACCGAGACUUCCACUGAGAAAUCCGUUGACGGCACCGCCGUGAAGUCCGACGACGCCCCUGAGAAUCAUUCCACCGAAACUCCCGAUAAGCCCACUGUCCAGCUUGUGGAGAAGUCUGGUGAGGGCCCUACCGAGGAGCCCCGUGAGCCAACUCUGACCGAAAUGAAGGCAGAGACGACUAAUGGCGAUGACUUCUAA